GUCUAUCUCAUCUGAUACCUACACAUGCAUAACUCCCACAUAUAUAAACUCCUUUCUUCCUCUCCUCUCCACCUCCUCUCCUCCUUGCCUCCUCUCCUCCCCCCUCAGGUUGUAUCUGCGAGGGUACAGUGGUACAGCGGGGGGGCAGAGCAGUUUGACCCCCCAUGGGACCGGGUUCAGCACCAGAGACCAGGACCACGAUAACUGUGACCACUGCAAGUGUGCCCUGAUGCUGACCGGAGGCUGGUGGUUUGACGCCUGUGGUUUCUCCAACCUGAACGGGAUUUAUUACACCGUCGGCCACAACAUCAGGAAGCUCAACGGCAUCAAGUGGCAUCACUUCAGAGGGCCGAGCUACUCCCUGCAGUCCACCUCCAUGAUGGUACGCCCCUACGACUUCUAACAUCACCCCUCCACCUCCACGAUGGCACGCCCCACGACUUCUAACAUCACCCCUCCACCUCCAUGAUGGUACGCCCCUACGACUUCUAACAUCCCCCCUCCACCUCCUUGAUGGUACGCACCUACGACUUCUGACAUCCCCCCUCCACCUCCAUGAUGGUACGCCCCUACGAAUUCUGACAUCACCCCUCCACCUCCAUGAUGGUACGCCCCUACGACUUCUAACAUCCCACCUCCCCUCCACCUCCAUGAUGGUACGCCCCUACGACUUCUAACAUCCCACCUCCACCUCCAUGAUGGUACGCCCCUACGACUUCUAACAUCACCCCUCCACCUCCACGAUGGCACGCCCCACGACUUCUAACAUCACCCCUCCACCUCCAUGAUGGUACGCCCCUACGACUUCUAACAUCACCCCUCCACCUCCACGAUGGCACGCCCCACGACUUCUAACAUCACCCCUCCACCUCCAUGAUGGUACGCCCCACGACUUCUAACAUCACCCCUCCACCUCCAUGAUGGUACGCCCCUACGACUUCUAACAUCCCCCCUCCACCUCCACGAUGGCACGCCCCACGACUUCUAACAUCACCCCUCCACCUCCACGAUGGCACGCCCCACGACUUCUAACAUCACCCCUCCACCUCCAUGAUGGCACGCCCCACGACUUCUAACAUCACCCCUCCACCUCCAUGAUGGUACGCCCCUACGACUUCUAACAUCCCACCUCCACCUCCAUGAUGGUACGCCCCUACGACUUCUAACAUCCCCCCUCCACCUCCUUGAUGGUAUGCCCCUACGACUUCUGACAUCACCCCUCCACCUCAGAUUGACAGUCAUGAUGUUAAAACCCCUCCGCCUCAGAUUUAUGUUUCCCAAAGUCUUGCUGGAUAUAUUAUCUUCUGUCUCCUCGAUGAGAUAUUGUUUUAGUAACUGAUCCUGGAUCCAAGGGGUCGGGCUGAAAAACAAGUUGGAAGGUUUUUUCAUCCAAAGUAUUCUGCGAAUCGCCUUUCCUUAUAUAUAGAUUUGAUUUGAACAGAAAUAAGGGAAUGAAACUGCUAUACAAGAAACAUUAAAAGCAUUUGGACAUUUCUUCUCAGCCGCUGCUUCCCAUCAGUUUCGGCUCACAUGAAUGGAUAAUGCUUUAAGCACGUAUACAAUUAUAGGACCUAAUAUUUAAAUAAUAGUGAUAAAAAAAAACCUACAGCUGAUUUACAGACGUCUCUUUCCCAAUGUAAGUCAAUGUUGGACUGACACUGAAGUUGUAGUACUAGUGUACGGCCACUAGGGACAUUAGGGAUCGGCUUUACCACACUCAGAGGUCAUCAUAGAGAGGUGAGAGAUAUAAGUAAAAAAAGACCGAAAGCAGCUAUUGAAGAUUGUCAACUGCGUUACAAACCAGACGCAUCUCCAUCCUCGAAGUGAGCAUGAAGGAAAGCUGCAUUGAAGUGUUGUCUGAAAGCCCUUAACCAUGUGACCAGAGUGUUUCUGUCUGACUGCGCACAAUAUGCACACAGAAGAAGAAAAAGACCUGUACUGUUUCAAAGUAUGCUCAUAUGAACUUGACUUUAGCCGGAAUAGGAGACUUCUGAUGUGCGAGGAAAGAGCUUGGAUGAGAGAAGUCAACUCACUCUAAAGCGCUUUGAAACUUUCAUUUUGACUUUAUUGUUAUGAAGCAAACAGGAGGACUGCUGUAUAUUAAACAUAUACAAGUCAAUAUUUCACACAAGUUGAAACUCUGAGGAUUAUCAGCAACGCUUUCUUCUUCAAACUCAAAGACAAUUGUGGUUCAUGGACGUUUGAGAAGACACCUGGAGAAAGGAUAUGUUAAUGAUGUAACAGACUUGUACAUAAUAAAAGGAAACUAAUGAGUGAUUGAAGGAAUGUGAGACGUGCAGCUUGACAUUAUGGUUUGAAUUAAUAUUAAGGAAAUGAACCAUAAGAGCAAGCGGAGUGACUCUUUCUGAUGGAUCAGUAAUCACAUUUUGACUCAAGGUCCGACAUAUCAACACUUCAAUCACUUCUAUUUUGUAUAUCUGAAGAAAAGUUAGAAAUGGACACGCUAAAAAGUCCAGUUUGAAAGUGAGUUAUUUGGUGCUUCAUGUUGGAAACACAGUCUGGAUUAUGAGCAAAGACAUUGAACGUCUGCACAACUUUUCACUAUAAUCCAUUUGAAAGUUGUUGACAUAUUUCACUCGAUUACGCUCCACAGAGAAGGCUGGAUGAGCCGCGAACUAUAACGGGUGUAUCCUCUGAGGAGCAUGAAUGUUUGACACAACAGUCGUUGAGAUAUUUAAGUCUGGAACAAAGUGGUGGGCCGCGCAUCUAGCAUGAAUAAAAACGACAUGUCCCAGCUUUCUGUGCUCGUUUAUCUUUCGCACGCUGUGAGUUAAAUACCGUUUUGUUUAGACAACAGUCAUAGGGGUUUGUGAAACUUAAAAAGUGCAUGAUGGUUAAAAUGAAACGUGUGUGUGUGUGUGGUCUAGCAUUACCAUCCUUGUGGGGACCUAAAUCUGUUUACACAGUCACGUGUGGGGACUCGCCUCCCUUAUGGGGACAAAAUGGAGGUCCCCAUAAGGGAAAUCAUUAAUUUUAGGGUGAAGACUUGGUUAGGGUUAGGGUUAGGGUUAGGCAUGUGUUGGUUAUGGUUAAGGUUA
Messenger RNA from Gymnodraco acuticeps, 3059 nucleotides. RefSeq names its product angiopoietin-1-like. The annotation marks the transcript as partial. The transcript is spliced from 2 exons. The record is from RefSeq and is a predicted model, not a curated record. NCBI's taxonomy places the organism in Eukaryota, Metazoa, Chordata, Actinopteri, Perciformes, Bathydraconidae.